Molecule: messenger RNA, 4132 nt
Organism: Pogoniulus pusillus (Red-fronted tinkerbird)
Lineage: Eukaryota; Metazoa; Chordata; Aves; Piciformes; Lybiidae
Gene: HSF1
Product: heat shock transcription factor 1
Exons: 14
Coding region: 229-1863 (544 amino acids)
Biological process (GO): regulation of DNA-templated transcription
Molecular function (GO): sequence-specific DNA binding; DNA-binding transcription factor activity
Source: RefSeq, a predicted model, not a curated record
GCGGCCCAAGAUGGCGGCGGCCAUGCUGGGCCCUGGGGGUUGCAGUGCGCAGGCAGCGGCCCGGCCCCGCCGCCGCGCUCACCGCCGGCACUGAGCCCUUCGCCGGCCGCCGCCCCGCGCCCCCCAAGCCGCGGCGGUCGCUGGAGGGGGAGAGGGUGGGCACCGUCGUGCCGCGGCCCUGCCCCGGCGCGGGGAGGCCUGAGGGCUGGAGCGGCGGCCGCAGGCGCCAUGGAGGGGCCCGGAGCGGCGGCGGUGGGCGCUAACCCCGGGGGCAGCAACGUGCCCGCCUUCCUCGCCAAGCUGUGGACCCUGGUGGAGGACCCGGACACCGACUCGCUGAUCUGCUGGAGCCCGAGCGGGAGCAGCUUCCACGUCUUUGACCAAGGCCAGUUUGCCAAGGAGGUUCUCCCCAAGUACUUCAAGCACAGCAACAUGGCCAGCUUCGUGCGGCAGCUCAACAUGUACGGCUUCCGGAAGGUUGUGCACAUCGAGCAGGGGGGGCUGGUGAAGCCGGAGAAGGACGACACGGAGUUCCAGCACCCCUACUUCAUCCGAGGCCAGGAGCAUCUGCUGGAGAACAUCAAGAGGAAAGUGACCAGCGUGUCCAGCAUCAAGAACGAGGACAUCAAGGUGCGGCAGGACAACGUCACCAAGCUCCUGACCGACAUCCAGGUGAUGAAGGGCAAGCAGGAGAGCAUGGACUCCAAGCUGAUCGCCAUGAAGCAUGAGAAUGAAGCCUUGUGGAGGGAGGUGGCCAGCUUGAGGCAGAAGCACGCUCAGCAGCAGAAAGUGGUCAACAAGCUCAUCCAGUUCUUGAUCUCCUUGGUGCAAUCCAACCGGAUCCUCGGGGUGAAGAGGAAGAUCCCACUGAUGUUGAACGACAGCAGCUCAGCACAUUCCAUGCCCAAGUACAGCCGCCAGUACUCCUUGGAGCACGUCCACGGCACCUCCCCCUACACGGCCUCCUCCCCAGCCUACAGUGGCUCCAACCUCUAUUCCCCGGAUUCUUCAGCCAACUCUGGUCCCAUCAUCUCCGACGUGACCGAGCUGGCCCAGUCCAGCCCUUCAGCCUCUCCCAGUGGAAGUCUGGAGGAAAGGAGUAGUCCUGUGGUCCGCAUCAAGGAAGAACCCCCCAGUCCCACCCGCAGCCCCCAGCUGGAGGAGAGCAGCCCAGGGAAGAACCCUGCAGCUGUGGAGGCUCCUCUCUUCCCCUCCACCUUCAUCGACUCCAUCCUGCAGGAGAACGACGGUGGCGCCGCGCCCGCCGGUGACAGCACCUCACAGCCUCAGCCCCAGGAAAAGUGCCUCAGCGUCGCCUGUCUUGACAAUUUGACUCGCACCCCGCAGCUGGCAGAGGUCCCUCGGCUUUGCCCCACUUCCUCCUCCUCCUCUCACCACUGCAGAGCACAGCAAGGGAAUGAACUCAACGACCAUCUGGACACCAUCGACUCCAACCUGGACAACCUGCAGACCAUGCUGACCACGCACGGCUUCAGCGUGGACACCAGCGCCCUGCUGGACCUCUUCAGUCCUUCGAUGACGGUUACGGACAUGAACCUUCCUGACCUGGACAGCAGCUUGGCCAGUAUCCAGGAUCUCCUUUCAACCCAGGAGCAGCAGAAGCCAACUGAGACAGAGGCCAGCACAGCAGACACAGGAAAGCAGCUGGUGCACUACACAGCCCAGCCCCUCUUGCUGGUGGACUCGAGCGCCGUGGACAUGGGCAGUGGGGACCUCCCCAUCUUCUUCGAGCUGGGCGAGGGCCCCUAUUUCACGGACGGGGAUGAGUACUCAGAAGACCCAACCAUCUCCCUCUUGUCAGGGCCCGAGCAGCCCAAGCCCAAGGACCCUGCUGUCUCCUAAAACCAAGCCCCCCACCACCGGGGUGGGCUGAAGGAGAAGACAACCCCGCACCGAAGGGCCCCGCGGCCGCCGGCCUCCUGCUUCGCGCAGCCCUGGACAGCUCCGAGCUCCUUCUCCCCCCGCCCCGGCGCCAGUCAGGAUCCCAUUUGUGUGUUGUGCUUCACCAGGUCUUUCCAAACCUGCUUCAGAUGCCAGCCGCUGCCCAGCGCAGCUCCACUCGGCCGCCUCUGGAGGGCCAGGGGCGCCUGCGGGCAGCCCUCGCCUCAGCCUGGGGGCUCAGCUGGGGAGUGGACACCGAGAGUUAGGCCACCACAGAACUCUGACAUGAUUGUGUGCCCAGGGAGGCAACCAGGAGCCCACCACCAUGGGCUGAUGCUUGUGUGCCCAGGGAGGCAACCAGGAGCCCACCACCACGGGCUGAUGCUUGUGUGCCCACAGUGGCAACCAGGAGCCCAGCACCACAGGCUGAUGUUUGUGUGCCCACGGCGCCAACCGGGAGCCCAGCACCACGGGCCAAUGCUUGUGUGCCCAAGGUGGCAGCCGGGAGCCCAGCACCACAGGCUGAUGUUUGUGUGCCCACAGUGGCAACCGGGAGCCCAGCACCACAGGCUGAUGCUUGUGUGCCCACGGUGGCAACCAGAAGCCCACCAAGAUGAGCUGAUGCUUGUGUGCCCAGGGAGGCAACCGGGAGCCCACCACCACAGGCUGAUGCUUGUGUGCCCACAGUGGCAACCGGGAGCCCAGCACCACAGGCUGAUGCUUGUGUGCCCACGGUGGCAACCGGGAGCCCAGCACCACAGGCUGAUGCUUGUGUGCCCACGGUGGCAACCAGAAGCCCACCAAGAUGAGCUGAUGCUUGUGUGCCCAGGGAGGCAACCGGGAGCCCACCACCACAGGCUGAUGCUUGUGUGCCCAAGGUGGCAACCGGGAGCCCAUCACCACGGGCAGAUGCAUAAGCACUUAUGCUGGCAACCAGGAGCACACCACCACGGGCUGAUGCUUGUGUGCCCAAGGUGGCAACUGGAAGCCCACCACCACAGGCUGAUGCUUGUGUGCCCAGGGAGGCAACUGGGAGCCCACCACCACAGGCUGAUGCUUGUGUGCCCAGGAAGGCAACUGGGAGCCCACCACCACGAGCUGAUGCUUGUGUGCCCAGGGAGGCAACUGGGAGCCCACCACGGGCUGAUGCUUAAGCAAUUAUGGUGGCAACCAUAACCUUACCACCAUGAGCUGAUGCUUAUGUGUCCAUGGUUUCAACCAUAACCUUACCACCAUGAGCUGAUGCUUAUGUGUCCAUGGUUUCAACCAUAACCUUAUCACCACGAGCUGAUGCUUGUGUGCCCAGGGAGGCAACUGGGAGCCCACCACGGGCUGAUGCUUAAGCAAUUAUGGUGGCAACCAUAACCUUACCACCACAAGCUGAUGCUUAUGUGUCCAUGGUGGCAACCAUGAGCCCACCACCAAAAGCUGAUGCCUAUGUUUUGUUGCUCAUGUUGGAACCCACCAACCAUGAGCUGAUGCUUAUGUUCUGUACCCGUGGUCACUACCAUGAGCACACCACCUAAAGCUGAUCCUUACGUGCCCAUGGUGGCAUCCAUGAGCCCGCCACCAAAAGCUGAUGCUUGUGUUUCAUUGGCCAUGGUGGAACCCACCAGCCAUGAGCUGAUGUAGAAGUUUUGUUACCCAGGGUGACAGCCAUGACCCUGCCACCACGAGCUGAUGCUUGCAUGCCCGUGGUGGUAACCAUGAGCCCACCACCACAAGCUGACGCUUACAUGCCCAUGGUGGCAACCAUAACCCCACCGCUAUGAGCCACCAACAUGGCCAUGGGUGGGAAGAGGGUUGGCAACCAGAGCGUAGCUCCGUGGAGGACAAGAGUUCCUCUGCCACCCCCCUCCCUUGGAGAGGCCAAGAUGAUGUUUCCAACCAGAGCAAUCCAAGUUUGGCUCACAUGGGUCGCUCCGGGUCUCGUCUGUCCUUGGUGGUGAUGAUGUCCCCAGGAAGGUCUCUGGUUGCCCCCCACCCUCCAAGCCCAGCUUCUUUCUGGAUCUUCUCUCGCUCCGUGUGUUCCAGUUUGGUUCUUUUAUCGAGGGGAGGGGGGGGUUGAUGUUUCUCCUGCCGCUUGGAGCUGCCAGGAUUUGUCCCCUUUCCACUUGGGAAUGUUCGGAGGAGACAAAACUAUUCUGUAUCUUGGGGUUCUCCAGGAGAGAAGGACCCAGAGAUGGACAAUACCUGCUCUAGAGCGACAAAUAUAUCACAAACCAACGCC